Vidua macroura (Pin-tailed whydah) is the source of this 3526-nucleotide messenger RNA. RefSeq names its product mesothelin-like protein. Gene Ontology annotation, biological process: cell-matrix adhesion. The transcript is spliced from 13 exons. Gene Ontology annotation, cellular component: cell surface. The record is from RefSeq and is a predicted model, not a curated record. Bases 2015 to 3526 code for a protein of 503 amino acids. NCBI's taxonomy places the organism in Eukaryota, Metazoa, Chordata, Aves, Passeriformes, Viduidae.
UGAGCUGUAGGAUGGUUGUGUGAGCUGUAGGAUGGUUGUGUGAGCUGCUGGAUUAUUGUGUGAGGGACACUCAUCCCUCAGGUUGGAGAAAAGGGAAAACCACUUGAAGACCCAAGGAAUUAUUGCAAUCUUUAAGCCUGGGAGAUUUUUUUGAAGAUUAUGCACUAGACAUGGGCAGAGGGCAACUGGUUAAGGGAGAGGAGCAUUCCCAGCCCUCCUGGCACAGGGAGGUGCAGUCAGAGCUCACAGCUGACCUGGGAAUGUCCCCAGGAAUCGCCUGGGGCAGAUGUUCCUCCACAUGUUCAAGUUCAGGGUGGAUCCUCCUGUGGCAGCUCCCGAGGCGGUUUCAGGGCCAGCUUUGAUCUCCGCAGGGACGCAGUGGACGCGGUGACCCCCGGAGUGGCCCUGAUGUGUCCCUGCCCUCCUGCUCCAGCCACCUCUGUCCAGCCAGCCUGGGGCAGGGGCCGUGUCCCUCCAGCAGCCUCAUAGCAAAGAAGUUUCUGUAAUUUUACCGCCCCAACAGGAGUUAUUUUUACAGUAAAUCCUUCCAAAAUAGAAGCCAGCAACACCCAUGGGCGUCAACCCAGCCCUGGGGCUGCAGGACUGGUUGGGGGACGUGGCUGGGGACAGGACAUGGCUGGGAGUGACAAACCCCUCUUGACACUGUGCCAGCAGCUCCAGGGACCCUCGGUGAGGGCUGGGACCCUCAAACCUGGCUGAGAGGGGGGUGCAACCCUGCUCCCACCCAGCCACCCUUCCCUUUUCCCGGGAUAAACCCUCAGAUAAAGUUUGUGCUCACAGCUCCUCCAGGUUGUCAUCUCAGAGCCUCGGGAAGGACUUGAUUCCUUUGGUCUUGGUCCCCUUCGUGGCACGUCCUUGACAGCAUUUUGGAGUGUGAUCAGGGGAAAAGCUGUAAAAAAGGGAAUGGGAUUGGCUGUGAUCCAGGGAAAAAGGAGAAGUACAGGGGAUGCACCUUCCAGAGGCUGAGCCCAUCACUGGGGUCUGUUCUGCACCCCAGCUGCCCUAUAAAAUAACCCCUGAGCAGCUCUACAGGUUUUCCCCUCACCAGCAGCACCUUAAUCCCCCUCAGGAGCACAGAAACUCCCAAACCAGAGGCUUUAAUUCCUUCUGGGUUCACUUUUGGUUCAGCCGAACCCAGAGCUCAGAGUGACCCAUUACGAGAAGUAGGAAACAACCCCAGAGCAAAACCAGGCAGAAGGAAAGGAGCCUGACAAAACAGAGUUGAGAAACUGCCCCCGUCACACCCCGUGUGCGGAGCAACAUCCCCACCCCGCACAGAUAAAGUGCCGAGCGCUGCCCGGCCCCUGCCCCAGCCCCGCGAGCACCUUCCUGGCCGAAUCCUCCCAUCCCCGAGCCAAAUCCCACUGGCCAAGGGGGAGGAGAGCAGCUCGGCACAGCCACGGUAGGAUUUGGGAGGGGAAAAAAUUAGAUUUAGGAGGGAAAAUUCACUGCGUUGAGUUCAAACGGCGAUAGCGGAUUGCUGUGGGCAGCCCCGAGGGAAUUUCAGGAGCAGGGAUCGAUUUUGUAUCAGAGGAUCCUCCAGAGGGGUGUGGAGGGGUAGGGAAAACCUGCUGGGCUCCCCCACUGCCUUACACUGCAUUUCUCCCAGUCUGUGCUGGUGAGGAGUGGGGAUGGAGGGGGGCUCUGUCCCUGCAGGACAAUUGUGGAGUUUCGUUUAAUAACGGGUGGGAAAAGUCCUGUUUUUCUGUUAUGUCGGAUUUAAAAUCUCUCCCGUGGUCGCUGGGGGUCUGUGCAGCGUCACGGAGAUGGGGUGGGCACGGUGAGACCCCUGACCCCACAGCUCCAGCCCUAGUGCUGGGUGACAAAAUCAGCCCCAGGACCUCCAGUGCUGUCCCCAAGCUCUGACCCCGAGUGUGGAACAGCUCCAGCCCCAGUGUCGGGUUGCAGAAUCAGCCCCAGACCUCCAGCAAUUCCAAGUGUGGGACACGGCUCUCCGGAUCUGCUCCAAGGACGAACCCCCGGCACCAGCAGCAUGGUGUGGGCAGCCCCAGCCCUGGCAGCCGUCACCCUCUGCCUCCGUGUCUCCACGGACCCGGUGAAAGCCACAGCGGCUGCCCUGAUUAUUGGAGCCGUCCUGUCCAACGCUGAGCAUCCCCACCUCGGGGCGCUGGUGUGUGACCUGGAGCCGGGCACCAUCCUGGCCUCGGAUCCCAACAUCCUGGACAAGCUGAAGCUCUGCCCGGCGCUGACAGGGGCACAGCAGGAUGCCCUCAAUGCCCUGCUCCUCUCGGGGGACACAGCGUACGGGGAUCCUUCAAGCUGGGACCUACAGACUCUGCAAGAUUUGGGGCCGCUCGUGCUGGCGCUGGACCAGACCACGCUGAGUUUGGUGGCCGAGGCAGCACGGGAGGAUUUCAGGAGGAGCAUCGCGGCUGCCUACAUCAGCCAGGGACAUUCCCAGCGGGAGAAAUCCCUGAUCCUCCUCAGGGCGCUUGCAGCAGCAUCAGCUGCCUCCCAGCCCAGGCUGCAGCGCAGCGCGGACCGCUGCCCGUACGGGCCCAUCACCGCCAGAAACAUCGAUGACAUCAUCCUCUACCUCUCCCCUGACCAGCUUGACCAGCUUGACCAGUGCCUGAGCAAUGAUGUGCUAAUAGAAAACCUGGAGGCUGUGCUGGAACUGCCAAUCACCACAGACGCUUCCCGGGUCCUGAAAAAAAAGGUGGAUGAGUUUUUCCAGGGGUCAGGGAUCCCGGAGCAGCAGCUGAGGCGCCUGGGGGUGCUGUCCCGCCUGUACACGGAGGAGGAGAUCAGCCAGUGGUCGGUGACAUCCAGUGACACCCUCUCAGCCCUGCUCAGCUCCUCGGGAGGAGAGUGGAAUGAUUCCCAGGUGCAGCAGCUGCUCAGCAGGUACCUGGCCCUGGGGGGCUCCUUGACGGGGCCCCUGCUCCAGGAAAUCGGAGGCAAGCACCUGUGCAACCUGCAGGAGGAGCAGAUCCAGCAGAUCCCUGCUGGAGCCAUCAGGACUGCUGGGCAGUUGAACAUCUCUUCAUGCUCCCAAACCAAGAAGGAUCAGCUCUAUGGGAAGGCCCAGGAGGCCUUUGCCAGCCUGGCCAGCACCCCCAGCCACUAUUACUGCCAGAUCCAGCCAUACCUGGGUGGAGCUCCGGCAGAGGAUCUGAAGGACUUGGCUAAUGCUGGCGUGGCCAUAAACAUGGAUCUGAGCACCUUCCUCGCCCUAAAUCCUGAGGAAUUGCAGAAACUCAGCGUCACCGACGUGAAACGUUUGCUGGGGGAAAACCUCCGAGAGCUGAGGAAGGCCGAGCACGAGCCCUCGGUGGAUCGGGAUGCAGGCUCUGCUCCUGGCUCGCUCUCCUGCUGGCAGCCACCACGGGGAACGUUCUGCUGGGGGGGCUGCUCUGAGCACGCCCCUCCCUCCAUCCCCCUGGGACUGCGCUGGGCAAUUCCCUGCUGGACAGCAGAACCCCAGGCAAGGGAAGAGAAUUCGUCCACGUUCGAUGCCAGCACAGGAUUUGGUUCUUUCUGA